Messenger RNA from Apodemus sylvaticus (European woodmouse), 2160 nucleotides. RefSeq names its product p21 (RAC1) activated kinase 5 (gene Pak5). The coding region runs from base 1 to 2160 and encodes 719 amino acids. The record is from RefSeq and is a predicted model, not a curated record. Gene Ontology annotation, molecular function: protein serine/threonine kinase activity; ATP binding. The transcript is spliced from 8 exons. Gene Ontology annotation, biological process: regulation of MAPK cascade; cytoskeleton organization; apoptotic process. Gene Ontology annotation, cellular component: cytoplasm. Lineage: Eukaryota; Metazoa; Chordata; Mammalia; Rodentia; Muridae.
AUGUUUGGGAAGAAAAAGAAAAAGAUCGAAAUAUCUGGCCCAUCCAACUUUGAACACAGGGUUCAUACUGGGUUUGAUCCACAAGAGCAGAAGUUUACUGGCCUUCCCCAGCAAUGGCACAGCCUGUUAGCAGACACAGCCAACAGGCCCAAGCCCAUGGUGGACCCAUCAUGCAUCACGCCUAUACAGCUGGCUCCCAUGAAGACAAUCGUCAGAGGAAAUAAAUCCUGCAAGGAAACCUCUAUCAAUGGUCUGCUAGAGGGUUUCGACAACAUCUCCGUGACUCGCUCCAACUCCCUAAGGAAAGAAAGCCCACCCACCCCAGAUCAGGGAGCAACUAGCCGCGUUCAAGGCCACUCAGAAGAAAACGGCUUCGUCACUUUCUCCCAAUAUUCUAGUGAAUCCGAUACUACUGCGGACUACACAACUGAAAAGUACAGAGACAGGAGUCUCUAUGGAGACGACCUGGAUCUGUACUAUAAAAGCAGCCUUGCAGCCAAGCAAAACGGGCACGUCAUGAAGAUGAAACAUGGAGACGCUUACUAUCCUGAGAUGAAGCCUUUGAAAAGCGACCUGUCCAGAUUCCCUGGCGACUAUCACACCCACUUGGACUCUCUGAGCAAACCAAGUGAAUACGGUGACCUUAAGUGGGAUUACCAGCGAGCCUCCAGUAGCUCCCCUCUGGACUACUCAUUCCAACUCACGCCUUCCAGAACUGCAGGGACCCGCAGGUGCUCCAAGGAGAGUCUGGCCUACAGUGAGAGUGAUUGGGGACCCAGCUUUGAUGACUAUGACAGGAGGCCAAAAUCAUCAUACCUGCAUCAGACAAGCCCUCAGCCAGCCAUGCGCCAGAGAUCCAAGUCAGGCUCAGGGCUUCAGGAACCCAUGAUGCCAUUCGGAGCAAGUGCAUUUAAAACUCAUCCUCAAGGACACUCGUACAACUCCUACACCUACCCUCGAUUGUCCGAGCCCACAAUGUGCAUUCCAAAGGUGGAUUAUGAUCGAGCACAGAUGGUCUUCAGUCCUCCACUGUCAGGGUCCGACACCUACCCCAGAGGCCCCACCAAACUACCUCAAAGUCAAAGCAAAGCAGGCUAUUCUUCAGGCAGCCACCAGUACCCUUCUGGGUACCACAAAGCAUCCCUAUACCACCAUCCUUCCCUGCAAGCCAGUUCUCAGUACAUAUCCACCGCUUCUUAUCUAAGCUCUCUAAGUAUCUCCUCGAGCUCCUACCCUCCCCCUAGCUGGGGCUCCUCCUCAGACCAGCAGCCCUCUAGGGUAUCCCAUGAACAAUUCCGAGCUGCCCUGCAACUGGUGGUCAGCCCAGGAGACCCCAGGGAAUAUUUGGAUAACUUUAUUAAAAUCGGAGAAGGGUCAACAGGCAUCGUGUGCAUUGCAACUGAGAAGCACACAGGCAAGCGAGUGGCGGUGAAGAAAAUGGACCUCCGAAAGCAACAGAGACGAGAACUCCUUUUUAAUGAGGUUGUGAUAAUGCGUGAUUACCACCAUGACAACGUAGUUGACAUGUAUAACAGCUACCUUGUUGGAGAUGAGCUCUGGGUGGUUAUGGAGUUUCUAGAAGGUGGUGCCUUGACAGACAUUGUCACUCAUACCAGAAUGAAUGAAGAACAGAUAGCUACUGUCUGCCUGUCAGUUCUGAAAGCUCUGUCCUACCUUCAUAACCAAGGAGUGAUUCACAGGGAUAUAAAGAGUGACUCCAUUCUUCUGACAAGCGAUGGCCGGAUAAAGUUAUCUGACUUUGGUUUCUGUGCUCAAGUUUCCAAAGAGGUUCCUAAGAGGAAGUCACUGGUGGGUACCCCAUACUGGAUGGCACCUGAAGUGAUUUCCAGGCUACCUUAUGGGACAGAGGUGGAUAUCUGGUCCCUCGGGAUAAUGGUGAUAGAGAUGAUUGAUGGUGAGCCCCCCUAUUUCAAUGAGCCUCCUCUGCAGGCCAUGAGGAGGAUCCGGGACAGUUUACCUCCAAGAGUUAAGGACCUACACAAGGUUUCUUCCAUGCUCCGAGGAUUCCUAGAUCUAAUGUUGGUGAGGGAGCCCUCUCAAAGAGCCACAGCUCAAGAACUUCUUGGACAUCCCUUCUUAAAAUUGGCAGGUCCACCAUCUUGCAUCGUUCCCCUCAUGAGACAAUACAGACAUCACUGA